Molecule: messenger RNA, 2195 nt
Organism: Linum trigynum
Lineage: Eukaryota; Viridiplantae; Streptophyta; Magnoliopsida; Malpighiales; Linaceae
Source: the annotation of a GenBank genome assembly
ACAGCAGUUUUUCUGCUGCUCCUCCACCCAAAUCUCAGACCUUAUUCCGCUUCUCUUAAUGGGUGGAACUAAAAUCUCUGACCCAGCAGUUUGAAAGAAGGGAAGGCUCCAGUUUUGUCAAAUCGAUUCGAGAGAGACCAUCAUACAGAUCGAAAAUACUCCCUUUUUUUCCCUGUACGAGCGAGCGAGCUCCAUGAAUGCGCUACGGUUCAGCUGCCGGCAGCUCCAGCAAUCCGGCCGUGCCACUUCCAAAGCCAUAACAGGGGUUGCCUCCUUCAGUGCCUACUGUAGAAGUAGAACUUCCCCUCCCGCUCUUUCUUCGGCUUCACCCGACUCGUUGGCCAGUAGGGUAUGGAGGUCAGGCCAUCCGUCAAUCUCCAUUGUUAAGGUGAUCGAGCAAUGGCUCGACGAAGCCAAACAAGUGAAGCAAUCUGAACUCCAGCAACUCAUCAGGGACCUCCGCCGCCACCGCCGCCAACACCAAGCUCUCCAGUUAUCGGAAUGGAUGAGGGAUCAAAGCUGCUACAAUGAUUCUCCUGGAGACAUUGCUGUUCGUUUGGAUUUGAUCUCAAAAGUCCGAGGCUCGGAGCAAGCAGAGCAAGCAUUCGAAGCCAUUCCCGAAAACAUGAGGAACUUCCAAGUCUAUGGCGCUCUCUUAAACUGCUACUCGCGGAAGAAAUGCGUGGAGAAAGCAGAAGCCACCAUGGACAAGAUGAGGGAGUUGAAUUUUCUAAAAGCCCCACUUCCAUAUAACGUAAUGCUGACACUCUACUUCCACACUAAGAACCACGAGAAGCUCGAUGCCCUAGUGAAAGAAAUGGAAGAAAACGGCAUUGCUUGCGGUAUCUACACCUACAACAUCCAGUUGAAUGCUUAUGGUGCAACUUCCAGGUUUCAGGAAAUGGAGGAACUUCUGGGCAAGUUGGAAAGAGACACAGUUGCCACGGUGGACUGGCAUUCUUAUUUCGUUGGGGCUAGUGCUUACCUAAAAGCUGGAGAGAAGGAAAAGGCAGUGGCGGUGAUGAAAAAGCUGGAAGGGUUAGUUACUCACAACUCCAGGAAAUUCUGCUAUGAAGUUCUUAUCACUUUGUAUGCAAAUGCUGGGGAUUUGGAACAGGUGUGUCGUAUAUGGGAUCUGUACAAGCAAAUGGGGAAGAUUUUCAACUCGGGUUAUCUAUGCAUGAUAAGUUCGCUCCUGAAGUUGGAUGAAAUUGCUAGAGCUGAAAAUGUCUGGGAGGAAUGGUUAUUGAAGAAAAGAUUAUAUGAUGUUCGAAUAGCGAAUCAGAUGGUCAUAGGUUAUUCGAGGAAAGGUCUCUGGCGGAAAGCUGAGGCACUUGUGAGCCAAAUAACAGAGAAUGGUGGAAAUCCAGAUGGAGUCACAUGGAACUGUUUGGCUGUAGGAUAUUGUGUUGGUGGGAAAAUGGACGAUGCGGUAGCAGCAUUGAAGGAAGCAGUAACUGUAAAAAUGCCGGUUGGACAUAAGCUGAAGCCUGAAACUCGUACUAUGGCUGCUUGUAUUGAGCAUUUGAAAAGUCAGGGGGAGAUAGAAGCAGCAGAAGAGUUUUUGGAGAAAGUUGCAGAGGAUUGUCACUUUCCAGUCGCUGCUCUGAAUAGGUUGGCAGGUUACUUGAAAGAUGAAAGCCAGAACGCCCUACCUCUGGACGAGAUGGGAGCCGAUAUGCCGACUCUCGGUGAUAAAGAAACAGCACAGUAGCCAUGGGGUUCAAGCAGUAGGAUAGCAUCAAAUAAAUGACUAUGUGGUCCUCGGGCUGAACUCAUAGUUGGAUUGCAGAGGACAUCGGCAGUGGGCAGCGGCUGUAGUUUUGAAUUGAGGUCUAACUUUGGUAUGGUAGCCUGAUUACAAAUCAUCAUCUUAUUAUAUAAACGUGUAUUCAGCUAGCAUCAUUCAAAUUUUACGAUAAGAUGAUGAUUUAUGUCAAAUUAUAUACCUUAUGCCAUGCAUCGAGUAGGGUUUCUUAUUGUCAACCAGUCAUCCUUCCACCAAAGAAGUGUGAUGAACUGAUGAUGCCCACACUUGACCACUCAUCUGUGUGAUUUUUCUCCAUCUCUAGCAUAGGGAUGGCAACGGGUUGGCUCGGGGCGGAUAGUGCAUAUCCGUUACCCUACCCAAAAUAGUUCGGUUUUUACUCAUACUCACAUAAGAAAUGGGCCGAAAAUCAAAACUAUGUCUAUUU